This is a messenger RNA of Juglans regia (Persian walnut), 6530 nucleotides long. RefSeq lists its product as uncharacterized. Gene Ontology annotation, molecular function: ATP binding; histone binding; ATP hydrolysis activity. The record is from RefSeq and is a predicted model, not a curated record. The coding region runs from base 438 to 6107 and encodes 1889 amino acids. Gene Ontology annotation, biological process: positive regulation of transcription by RNA polymerase II. Gene Ontology annotation, cellular component: nucleus. NCBI's taxonomy places the organism in Eukaryota, Viridiplantae, Streptophyta, Magnoliopsida, Fagales, Juglandaceae. The transcript has 6 exons.
GUGAAGCAACAACUAACAGAGAGCUUUCACAGAGAUACAUGGGUUUCUCUCGGGGACACCCCAACCUGAAACCCCCUACCAUUCUUCACGGAUUCCUCAUACUUUUGUAGGAUUCUGAAGCAGAAAGGGGGGGCAAAUCUUUCGUUUUAAUUUUUGUAUCCUAGGGUUUUUCUUUCUCUCUUUGUUUUCAGCUUCUUCAUUCCUAUCUCGGACCGAUCCGACUCGGCAAUCCCCCGGUGAGUCCCUCGCGUAUCCUUCACACUGCGUUUUCCCUCUCAAUCUAAGCUUAACUGAACACCCAGUUUGACGAAGAAGUAGAUCACUCAAUACCCUUUUUUCCACUCGGCAGAUUACUAUACUAUAUACACCUAUAUAAGCUCGUUUACGCACUGAUAUUUAUACCUUCAUAUAGAAUCUAUAUAAUUGUCUUUUAUGUGAUGCGAUUGCCGUCGACGGCCCCAGCUUCGUCUUCAAAGCGGGGGAAUACGAAUCCGUCGGGUCCUCGGCUUCGGAAGAAGCACAAGAGGCUCGAUGCGAUAUGUGAAGAGGAGUAUAAUCGAAACCAUGGUGAAUCAAAUGAGGGCGACGGCGGGGAUGACCUUGCGGAGCUUAGACGGAGCUCACGGGUGCGCCGGGCUCCUAUUUUGCUCGACGUUUCACCGCCUCCGGUGAAGAAGAGAAGGAAGAUUGCGAGGAGUGUAAUGUUAGGUGGUGAGAAGAUUGCAAAGAGUUCUUCUCCCUGUGAGAGUGGGGAUUUAGGGGGUGAGGAGACGCCGGGUAGUUGGAAAUCAAGGUUGAGAUCGAGGGGGAAGAAUGUAAGUGUUGGGGUUCAGGAGGAGAGGGGCUCACCCAGUGGGAAACGCAAGCUUUUAUGGGAAACGAGUGGAAUUAGGGAGGAGGAGAAGGUGGUAGCGGGUGAAUUGGAUGAGAACAAAAGGGAUUUGGAGGCUGGGAAGUCCAUGGUUGUGAAGUCAAAGAGAACAGGUAGGACUAAAGGGACGAGAGAUUUGAGGGAAGGAGAGAUCAAGAAUGUGUUAAGUGGGAUGGAGGAGAAGAAUGAGAGGGAAGAAGUGGAGGUCAUUGGGGACAAGGAUGAGGAUGGUGACUCACUUUUGGAGUGUGAAAUGGGUGGUGAAAAUGAAAGGGAUAGGGUGGAUGUUAAUGGCCAAGAGUUAGUCGAGGAAGAGAAGAGAGGAGCGGUAAACGUUUCAAGGACAGAGGAGGGUUGUGUUGGCAAUGACAAUGUGGAAACUGUGGAGCUUGGUGAUAAGCAAGUGGAACGAUCAGAUUGUGGGGAGGAAGGAGAAAAUCCAAAUGAUGUUGGAAUUUCGACAUUCCAAGUGGAAGAUGAAGAUGGAGGGUCUCAUGAUGGGAAGGAUAUUGAUUUGGCUAAGGUUCAUGAUGGAAAGGAUGUUGAUUUGGCUAAGGUUGAUGACGGAAAGGAUGUUGAUUUGGCUAAGGUUCAUGACGGAAAGGAUGUUGAUUUGGCUAAGGUUCAUGAUGGGAAGGAUGUUGUUUUGGCUAGGGUUGGUAAUAAAACUGUGGAACACGAGAACACCAUGAAGGUGGAAAAGUCCAAAUGUACUUCAAGUGAUACACUCGGCAAGCCACGCAUUAAAGAGGGUAGACGGUGUGGUUUGUGUGGGGGAGGGACUGAUGGUAAACCACCGAAGAGGUUAAUCCAAGAUGCCGGUGACAGUGAAAAUGAGGCAUAUAGUGGCACUUCAGGUUCAGAGGAACCUAACUAUGACUUAUGGGAUGGUUUUGGUGAUGAACCUGGCUGGCUUGGCCGGCUCCUGGGUCCUAUAAACGAUCGCUAUGGUAUUGCUGGGAUAUGGGUUCAUCAACACUGUGCUGUAUGGAGCCCAGAGGUUUAUUUUGCUGGUUUGGGAUGCUUGAAGAACGUAAGAGCUGCGCUUUGCAGAGGAAGAGCUUUAAAGUGCACCCGCUGUGGGAGGCCGGGAGCAACUAUUGGAUGUCGUGUUGAUCGGUGUCCAAAAACAUACCACUUGCCUUGUGCGCGAGCAAAUGGUUGCAUCUUUGAUCAUCGCAAAUUUCUUAUUGCCUGCACAGAUCAUCGGCAUAUUUUUCAACCUCAAGGUAGCCAAUAUCUAGCACGGAUAAAGAAACUGAAGGCUAAGAAAUUGAAGUUGGAAAUGAGGAAGCUUUCAAAUGAUGCUUGGCGAAAGGAUAUUGAAACUGAAGAGAAAUGGUUAGAGAACUGCGGUGAGGAUGAAGAAUUUUUGAAGCGUGAGAGUAGGAGGCUUCACCGAGACUUAUUAAGGAUUGCACCUGUAUACAUUGGUGGCUCAGAAUCAGAAAGUGGAAAUUUAUUUCAGGGUUGGGAUUCUGUUGCUGGGCUUCAAGAUGUCAUACGAUGCAUGAAGGAAGUUGUCAUAUUACCUUUGCUAUAUCCUGAGUUUUUUAAUAAUCUGGGGCUUACACCUCCUAGAGGUGUCCUUUUGCAUGGGUAUCCUGGAACAGGUAAAACUCUAGUUGUUCGGGCACUGAUAGGUGCAUGUGCUCGUGGUGAUAAACGGAUAGCAUAUUUUGCUCGCAAAGGUGCAGAUUGCUUAGGAAAAUAUGUUGGCGAUGCAGAGCGUCAGCUGAGACUCUUGUUUCAGGUUGCCGAAAGAUGUCAACCUUCUAUCAUAUUCUUUGAUGAGAUAGAUGGGUUGGCACCCUGUCGCACAAGGCAGCAAGAUCAGACACAUAGUUCAGUUGUGUCAACAUUACUUGCUUUAUUGGAUGGGUUAAAGUCUCGAGGCUCAGUCAUAGUAAUAGGUGCAACGAAUCGUCCUGAUGCUGUUGAUCCGGCAUUAAGGCGACCUGGGAGAUUUGACCGGGAGAUUUAUUUUCCUCUGCCUUCAGUUCAGGACAGAGCUGCUAUCUUGUCGCUACACACUCAAAGGUGGCCAAAACCAAUUACAGGAUCCUUGCUCCAGUGGAUUGCGAAAAGAACUGCAGGUUUUGCUGGUGCUGAUCUACAGGCUCUCUGUACUCAAGCAGCCAUCAUUGCUUUGAAGAGAAAUUUCCCUUUGCAACGAAUUUUAUCUGCUGCUGCAGAGAAAGCUUCUGUUCAUAAGCGCCUUCCACUUCCUGCCUUUGAGGUGGAGGAGAGGGAUUGGCUGGAGGCCCUAUUGUCUUCUCCGCCUCCAUGCUCUCGUAGAGAAGCAGGAAUUGCUGCUAAUGAUGUAGUAUCUGCUCCUCUCCCCAGAUAUCUUAUCCCUUGUCUGCUGCAAUCAUUUUGCAGUUUGAUUGUUUCCCUUUAUCUCGAUGAACGCCUUGGGUUACCGCCUCCUAUCUCUAAAGCUGCAGCAAUGAUUAAAAGUGUAAUAGUUUUUGCUUUGGAUAAGAAGAACAUGUCUACUGAACGUUGGUGGUCCCAUCUUGAUGAUUUUCUGAAGGAAGCAGAUAUUGCGAAGGAUAUAGAGAGGAAGCUUUCAUAUUCCGGCAUUUUACUAGGAGAUGCUGACUCUGCUGGUUCUGAUGCUUUGAAUGAUGGUAGUGUUGAUAACGUGGUAAGCUUUGAACCUUCCAUUGAAUACCAUGGUGGCACCCGCACAAAUUUGUUCCCAAACAUGUCAUUUGCAUCUAGAAGCAAAGCAGGUUUCCGAAUAUUGAUUGCUGGAAGUCCCAGAUCUGGCCAGAGGCAUCUUGCAUCUUGUCUUCUCCACUGCUUUGUUGGGAAUGUUGAUAUUCAAAAGAUUGAUAUGGCUACAGUUUCACAAGAAGGACAUGGAGAUGUGGUGCAAGGGAUAACACAAUUAUUAAUGAAAUGUGCUAGUGCUGGGCCUUGUGUAGUAUUUAUGCCAAGAAUUGAUUUGUGGGCCAUGGGGAUAAAUCACCAAGUUCCUGAGGAGAGCGAUUCCUGCUCAAAGCAUCAUCAAUUUCCUGAUCUGGUUGUUCAAAAGGAAAGUGAGUCAGAUAAAAAGAAAUUCAAAUCAGCAGAGAUGACUGACCAACAAUGUGCUGGUCAAAGUGCUUCACAUGCCUGGAGCUCAUUCAUUGAACAGGCAGAAUCUCUAUGUGUAUCUACAUCUUUGAUGAUUCUGGCUACUUCAGAAGUUCCAUAUAUGGAACUUCCAGUUAAAAUAAGACAGUUCUUUAGGACUGAAUUAUCAAAUUGCAGUCAGUCAACUUCAGAGCACACAGUCCCUCGAUUUUCAGUCCAAAUUGAUGGGAAGUUCAACCGUGAUAUGGUGAUCAAUCUUUCUGUGGCAGAAUUAUCCAAGGAUAUAGUCCAACAGCUUGUUCAGUUGAUUCAUAAAAAGUCUCACAUCCAUGCCAGUUCAUGCAAGGAGUACAUAGAUUGUGAUUCCAUUGAAGGCCGCACAGAUACAAUAAAUAUCAGCUCUGAUCAUGGAUUAGCCAAUGAAUGCAAGCAUAAAACAUACUAUCCUGAUGAGUCUUUUAUAAAAGUUCCACAGCCACCCAAUAAUAGAACCGUGAAGGGGAAACCAAGCUUGCUCUUUGCAACAUCUACUUUCGGCUAUCAAAUUCUGCGAUAUCCUCAUUUUGCUGAACUUUGUUGGGUCACAUCAAAGCUGAAAGAGGGUCCCUCUGCUGACAUAAUUGGGCCUUGGAAGGGCUGGCCAUUCAAUUCCUGUAUUAUUCGUCCAAAUAAUUCAUUAGAAAAGGUGGCUGUUGCUUGUAGUGCCAGCAAUAUUAGAAGCAAAGAAAAGUCUGGGUUGGUUAGAGGCCUCAUUGCUGUUGGUUUAUUGGCAUAUAGAGGUGUCUACUCAUCACCUAGAGAAGUCUCAAUUGAGGUACGCAAGGUUCUUGAGUUUCUAGUUGGACAGAUCAAUGAAAAGGUUCAAGCUGGAAAAGAUCGAUAUCAAUAUGUUCGUCUUUUGUCACAAGUAGCUUAUCUGGAAGAUAUGGUUAACAGCUGGGUGUACUCACUGCAGAGUUUAGAGCUGGACACUCCAACUAUGGCAAACCCUAGCCUGACUAGUAAGGAAUUUUUAGAUAAUCAGAAUGCACGUGUGGAUAAUGAAGUUCAAAGUGAAGAAUGCAGGCCAAGUGUUUGUGGUGAUAGCUGCCAUGUGCCUGAAGUGCUGGUGGAAAGUACUAUGGGAAUUGCUGCUGUAGACAUUGAACAUCUUGACCUGAACCCAGGAAAUGGUGAUUCAAGUUAUCCUUGCUCUGGUAAUAGAGUUGCAAUUUCUGAAGAAGGCUCUCCACAGCAAAUUGUCACCUUGGGCCAUUCCACAAUGGAUAAACUUCACAAUUCACCUGCUGUAAGUCAUUUGGUUGGUGCGAUUUUGAAUGAGGAGAAUGGGAUGAAAUCUGGACUUUGCGGGUUGGAAAAUAGUGAAAAUCUUGCAGUGGUGAGCCGCAAGUCUGGGUCAUCAAAACAUUCCAACGGAUUUGCGUCCACAGAAUCUGUUGGCCUUUCUGAGAAUGGUCUUGGUAGUUCUAGUGAAUUGGGUAAUGUUAAGUCAUCCAACGCCAAAGAAGUCUGCAACCAGGUAAAUAAUGUGUCCUCAAUAAAGACUGGCGUUAUGGCCAGUGAUGGUAAGCCAGACACUGAUGAGCACAUUAUAGGUAACAGCUUCUCUUCUAGCAACAACAGCAUUUCUGCCAAGGGGGUUGUUUGUUUUUAUCAAUGUUGUGCUGAAUGCCUAUACAACCUCCAUGGUUUGACGCAGAAAAUCCUUAUUCAUGAGUGGGGAUUGAACGGGAGUCAUUGGACGGUAGAGGAUGUACAUGAUGUUGUCGCAUCAUUAUCGGUGCAUCUUCUUUCAGCAAUUACAAAAAUUUAUGUUGCUGCUGAAGAUUUCAGCAAUUCAUGUGAUGAGAGCCUGAAAGGCAAAAAGUAUGUUGAAUGUCCAGAAAUUAGAGCAUGUCAUUGCAAAAAGUCGGGAAAUAGAGUUGUGAUGCCGGUGGAAUGUAGUUGUCACAACAUAAGCCAAAGUUGCACUGCAAAAGAAAACACCUCCCGGAAUACCCGACUCAUGCUUGAUUCAAAAUUUCUUUUCAGAGAUGGUGUACUGGUUCAUGUAGAUCCUGACAAGGAUGUUUCUUUUCACUGUAAAUAUGAGACUCUGUGCCUCUGUUCUCUUAUAGAGUUUAUAGCAAUGACCAAGCUGCCUUUUGAUUGACUUGAUGUGUUUUCAACAUGGAUUGCUCUGCCAUCGCAGUGAUUUUCUGCUGCUACGGGAUUUAGGUGUGAAACAAUUUUCAAGAGAGAAAAAAAAAAAAAGAAACCCAAUUUUGUCUACUGCCUUCCUGAAGCUCCUUGUUGUUCUGUCUUUGAAAAGCAACAAUACAAGGGCAUUUCUUCCUCUCCCCCACAAAUAUCUUAUGAAAGUAUAUUUUAACACUCCCUUGUAGGAGCUAAUCUUAUACCACCCUGUACGUGUAUAAUUUUCGGGUUAUCCUUUCAUGACUAUUAGGUUAUGCUAUCAAUAACUGUACAUUCUCUUAUGUGGUGAUACUUACUGUUGAUUUUUUCAAUUAGUGCUAUUAAUAACUGUAGUUUUAGUAGUAUUUGAAAUAGAUUAUGAGUAAGCAAUUCAUUGGAA